CACACCACACAUACACACACACACACCAUAUUUGCGAUCUGUCACCAUCUGUCACUUUCAAAGGGGAUGGGAAUGGUAUAUGUAACCUUGCCUAUUUUAGUUUUAGAUAACUGACGAAAGUUCACGUACGCUUAGAACAAAUGAUUAUUUUCUAAUCCGCCGCACGAAACUCGAAUGAUACUCGAAUGAUACGUGCGCGAGUAUCAAUCGUUACGAUCGCCUAAAUAAAUUAUAGUUGUUUAAUAUUAUACGAUUUUUCUAAAGCUUCUACAAAGAUGGAGCAGAUAAAGGUCCCUAAGGUAGAGAACGUGAGAAUGUUAGAUAAAUAUAGCAAUAAUCAUUCUAUUGGAACACUUUAUCUAACAGUGACACAUCUUAUCUUUGUUGAAAGAAGUGGCAAAAAAAAAAUAUGGGUACUAUAUACGCAUAUCUCUAAUAUAGAAAAACAGCCACUGACAACUACAGGAUCACCAUUGUAUAUAAAAUGCAAGCAUUUCUUCAUUGUCACGUUUGUUAUUCCGAAGGAACGCGAUUGCCAUGAGAUUUAUCUCACGUUAUUGAAAUUAUCUUGCCCAGCCAGUUUAGAAGAUCUAUAUUGUUUUAAUUAUCAAGAGAGUGAAGAUACUCUGCCUCAGCAUGCAGGGUGGAAUUUUUUUAAUGUACAAAGUGAAUUUCAACGUCAAGGUGUCCCGAAUGAAGAAUGGUCACUUUCAUAUUUAAAUACUAAUUAUGAACUUUGUGAUACUUAUCCAAAGUACUUAUAUGUUCCCAGUACAUCUACUAACAAUAUUUUAUUGGGUAGUGCAAAAUUUAGAAGCAGAGGAAGACUGCCAGUUUUAACGUACUUGCAUUCAAACAAGGCUGCUAUUUGCCGUUGCAGUCAACCACUCUCGGGAUUUAGUGCGAGAUGUCCAGAAGACGAGCAAAUGAUGUAUAAUAUAUUAUGCACAAAUCCUAAUUCCAGAUAUAUGUAUGUUGUUGAUACAAGACCACGUAUUAAUGCCUUUGCCAACAGAGCUGCAGGAAAGGGAUAUGAAAAUGAAAAUUUCUAUGACAAUAUCAAAUUUCAUUUUUUCGGGAUAGAGAAUAUUCAUGUAAUGAGAACAAGUUUAAAUAAACUUUUGGAUUUACAAAGAUCAACUUCCAUGAGUGCAUUCUUAAGCGGCCUAGAAAAUAGUGGUUGGUUAAAACAUAUUCGCUCUAUCCUGGAAACUGCUUGGUUCAUCGCACGAGCAGUUUCGAACGGUGUGAGCGUCGUCGUGCAUUGCAGUGAUGGAUGGGAUCGCACUGCGCAAGUGUGUUCUCUGGCUGCAUUACUGUUAGAUCCAUUUUACAGAACCAUUCAGGGCUUUCAAGCUUUAAUAGAAAAGGAUUGGCUGUCAUUUGGUCACAAAUUUAGUGAUCGUUGUGGCUACGUCAGUAGCGAUGGUAAAGAACUCGCACCAAUAUUUACACAAUUUAUAGAUGCAACAUACCAAUUACUACAGCAGUAUCCAUACAAAUUUCAGUUCAAUGAAUAUUUUCUUUUAACGUUACACGAUCAUGUACAUAGUUGUCAAUAUGGCACGUUUAUUGGAAAUUCGGAGAAAGAAAGGCAAAUAUUAAGAUUAUCCGAGCGAACAUAUUCGUUGUGGGGUUAUUUGGCAAAUAAUAUGAAUGAGUAUAUAAACCCAAUUUAUAGAUGCAAUCGUUACAAUAACGAGGAUUCUGUUGAUGUCCUUCAACCCAAGUUGGCACCUCAAUCUAUUAUUCUUUGGAGGAGUUUGUACUUUAGAUUUGAAAACGGAAUACAUCCUAGAGAAACGUGCGAAGACUUAAUUCUGACGAUAUACGAUCACACCAGUUCUUUAGAAGACCAUGUAAAACUUCUGCUAAAACGAGUCAAUUCUUUGGGACAACUUUUAAAUAUAAAUAAAAAGGGAAAACAUAAAUUUGACAAUAAAUUCAUGAAAGAGUCUCUAUCAGAAACUAUAAUAGAAAAUACGAGCCACGAUGAAAAAAUGAAAACUAAAAUAAAAGCGAAUCAAUUGGAAAAUGAAUUGAAGACGGUCGCUUUAGAAUGGAAAUCGUCACGAAAUAUGGAAGAAUGUGGAUGUUCCACGACAUUUGAUGCCUUCAAUAAAAAACAUCAUUGUUGGUCCUGCGGUGAUGUACUAUGUACAAGAUGCAUGGCGGUACAUACUAAAUUACCAGGGCAUUUAUCGCAACGUGCCGUACCUACGUGUAAAUCGUGCUAUCAAAGCUCCGGCAUAUCUAUCACUAGUCCUUAAAUGCGCUUCAUUUAAUGCCGAUUAUAAUUCAUAUUUGUACGCACGCAUAUAUGUCAGCACGCAUAUAUUUCAGCAAAAUAAUGAAAAAAGCGUAACAUGUAUGAAAUAAUUGUAUUAUUCCAAUUUCAUGUAUUUAAUUUUUCAUAUUUCUUUGAAUUUUUAUUUUUCGCAUCAAUACAAACAACGUAGUACCUGAUUACAAUAUAUAUAUAUAUAUAUAUAUAUAUAUAUAUAUAUAUAUAUAUACACACUAUAAUGACUUAUUUCUAACUUAGAUCACUCGCGAGUAACACAUUAAAAUUCGUGAUUAUACUAAAUAAUUAAUAAUAAAUCAUUGUCAACUACUAUGGUACGGUCGAUAAAUGCCACUGUAUUUUAUGUCACUGACUUUAAAAGCUACUUCAUCAAUCAAUAUUUUUCACGUUAUGUAUUUUUAUAUUUAUUAGGAACAAUACUUACAUAUAUAGAAUAUUAAAAGAUCAUAAAAAAACACGAGCAAACUUUUGUACACACUUCUAUAAAUAAAUGCUUAUGUUUUCAUUGGAAAUUGGACUCUGCCAUAGUAGUUGAAAAAUACAGUAAUUAUUAAAUCGUGUUAAAUUGGUUUUACGUUACAUCGGGAUAAUUGCACAUAUUUUAUACUCACACAUGUUUCAUGUUUAUUAGCUUAUUUGCUAUUUCUUAAUAAUUUGUCCCAGUGUAACAUUAAAUAUACAAACAGAAUAAGAUACUAUUUUUAAUGCUAUGACAUUUCAUGUCACAGCUAAAAACACAUAAAUACUAUAUUAUUAAGGCAUUGUCCUUGAACGAAAAACAUUCCAAACAUUGCAAAUUUUUGAGUACAGAUACAUCAUACAUCACUCAUUACACAAAAACAUAUGUAUAAUCCGAAAACAGUUUUCUCAAAUAUACUAAUGAGACUUUA
Messenger RNA from Pogonomyrmex barbatus (red harvester ant), 3195 nucleotides. RefSeq names its product Myotubularin related protein 6 (gene Mtmr6). The record is from RefSeq and is a predicted model, not a curated record. NCBI's taxonomy places the organism in Eukaryota, Metazoa, Arthropoda, Insecta, Hymenoptera, Formicidae. Gene Ontology annotation, cellular component: cytoplasm. Gene Ontology annotation, molecular function: phosphatidylinositol-3,5-bisphosphate phosphatase activity; metal ion binding; phosphatidylinositol-3-phosphate phosphatase activity. Gene Ontology annotation, biological process: phosphatidylinositol dephosphorylation.